AUCCCAACCUAAUUUGAAAUUUGUGAGCUUUUUAACUAUUUCUUCUGAAAUGAUUUUAGGGUUUGUUUAGUUUUUUCUUUUGUUCUGUUCAUUAAUCUCUAUGUCUGGUUUUAUGACGCAGAAUCUUUGUUUUUUCUCAUCAAGAUCUCUUUUUGUAUUCUUUUUUAUAAUGAAAAUCACAUAAAUCUCUGCAACUUGUAGUCGCUGGAGCUUUCGAGGAAGGCAUCAUAGGUUUUUUUUCUAAUGCGUAACUAUUGGAUAUGAUUUCUGGAUUUAAUUAUUCUCUUGAGUGCUUAAAUAAAGGGAGAGGAGUUAUUGAGGAAAUUGAUUUGGUGAAGUUGAAGAUUUGAUUAAAAAUUUUUAGGUCUAUUUUGUUUGGAGGUGGUUGGUAUUCAUGAUUAGGGGUUGAAGAUGACCGAUGGGGCUGACUUCUCACAUCCUUUGGUUAUGUUUCAAGGCAGGUAUGGGCGUAAGGAAAUCGGUUCUUCUAUGUUUGGCGAGGAGCCUGGGUCUACGAAGGGAAUGGAGCAGAUGAAUGAUGCGAAACCUCCUCGGCACCUUUCGGUCAUUCGGCAUUGUGCAAGCACAGCCCGAUUGGUGGAUUCUUCUGAACAAGAUUCAGAUCUGAGGCCUCUAAACUUGGCUCCGUCAUUGGGCGAGCAGCAUGGAUUCCUGCCGGUUUUUCGGUCAGGAAGCUACUCAGAUAUUGGGCCAAAGCGUUACAUGGAAGAUGAACAUAUUUGCAUAGAUGACAUACUUAGUCAUCUUGGAAUUGGUACUGAUCUUCCAGCACCUGGUGCUUUCUAUGGGGUAUUUGAUGGUCAUGGCGGUGCAGAUGCAGCUUCUUUUGUUCGCAGCAACCUGCUCAACUUCAUUAUUCAGGAUCAGAACUUCCCUAACUCGGUGGAAAAGGCCAUGAAAAGUGCAUUUGUGAUGACUGAUCAUGCAUUUGCUGAUUCACCUUAUCUAGAUUGCUCCUCUGGAACAACAGUUUUGGCUGCUCUUAUAUUUGGAAGAACCAUGCUUAUUGCCAAUGCUGGAGAUUGCCGUGCCGUCUUAGGCAAGCGUGGAAGAGCUGUCGAACUUUCCAGAGACCACAAGCCCAAUUCUAAAUUUGAAAGGCUUAGAAUAGAAAAACUUGGUGGAAUCGUUUGUGAUGGUUAUCUAAAUGGCCAACUUUCUGUAUCUAGAGCCCUUGGAGAUUGGCAUAUGAAGGGUCAAAAAGGCUCUUCCUGCCCCUUGAGCGCAGAGCCAGAGCUUCAGGAAACCAUCUUAACUGAGGAAGACGAAUUCUUGAUAAUGGGCUGCGAUGGCCUUUGGGAUGUAAUGAGCAGUCAAUUUGCAGUUUCCAUUGUUCGAAAAGAGCUGAUGGCACAUAAUGAUCCUGAGAGAUGUUCAAGACAGCUUGUUGUAGAGGCACUCAAAAGAAAUACUUGUGAUAAUCUUACAGCCGUUGUUGUCUGCUUCUCGCCGAACCCACCACCGCGCAUCGAGAUCCCCAAAUCCGGCAUUCGGAGAAGCAUUUCUUUGGAAGGAUUACAUCUCCUUCAGGGAGUUCUUGACAGUAAUAUUUGAAAAAUAAAAGCAUUGAUGGUAUUAGCUUGUUUCUUCAUUUCUCUUUCAUUUCUCUACUGAUUGAGUUGGUAAUAUAUGUAAAAAAAUUGGGCUGUUGUCAGUUUACCAACCACUUCCAAGAAUAAGCAUUUGAGAUCAGGUUAGAAGUGUACAUUUGAGAUCAGGCUAUUUGCAUUUAUGAGGAGCACGAAGUGUUUUUCUUGUAAUUCUCAUGAUAUUUUUCAGUGACAAUUGAUCUUUAAUGUACUUAAGAUUUGAUAUGAAGGUUUUCUGUCUCAGUUA
Messenger RNA from Dendrobium catenatum, 1857 nucleotides. Its product is annotated as probable protein phosphatase 2C 27. The coding region runs from base 412 to 1575 and encodes 387 amino acids. Lineage: Eukaryota; Viridiplantae; Streptophyta; Magnoliopsida; Asparagales; Orchidaceae. Gene Ontology annotation, biological process: protein dephosphorylation. The record is from RefSeq and is a predicted model, not a curated record. Gene Ontology annotation, molecular function: cation binding; protein serine/threonine phosphatase activity. The transcript is spliced from 4 exons.